Rhizophagus irregularis DAOM 181602=DAOM 197198 is the source of this 1051-nucleotide messenger RNA. The record is from RefSeq and is a predicted model, not a curated record. Lineage: Eukaryota; Fungi; Glomeromycota; Glomeromycetes; Glomerales; Glomeraceae.
AUGGCCAGUCUGACUUCAUGUAAUUAUAUAUCAUCUUUAAAAUUUUAUAGUGGGGAAAUUGCAUGUUGGGCAUCAGCUCAUCGUCGAAAUGAAGAUCGUUCCGUUGUUCUCAGAGCCCGUGUUGGGCAAAAGUGCGAUUUUCGAGGAACCUUGAAGGAUAGCAUCAAUAGACUUGAGGCACUCAUAGGUCUCAGAAGUGGUGGACUCCCAGAGCCUCAUCAAAAAAAGAUUCAUGAAGAUAAAGUAGACUUGUGUGUAGCGAUGCGAGAUAUUUUAUAUACAUUCUUUAAAGAAAACUCAAAAGCGCCUAGCUCUGACGUACAUAGUACAUUUGUUUUUGGAAUACAUUCAUGGGGGUGGGUACAUAAUAUAUAUGGAAUGGAUUGUAAAGCGACGAAUGUGCUACGGCUUGGUAGAAUAUCUCAUGCCAGGAUGCCCAACACUCUAAAAACGCUGUCAGUUCUUGAAAGUUUUUAUGUACUUUUCACUGAUUUGCAGGCUACGUUGAAUACUAUUUGUGAACGCACAAAUAACAUCUCAGUUUCACAUUCACGUGCGCAUAGAAAUCGAAAAAGAAAGAAUUCAGAACAUGUUCGUGAGAAAGGAGGAUCAUUUGGAAAUCCUUCCCAAACUCCAGCAAAUAAGAAAAGUAGAAAAUAUGUGGGCCCCUGAUUAAAAAAUCGAUAAAUUUAGAUAUAAUAGAUAUUAGCAACCGUCAAAUUUAUCAUGAUAUAUCUUGUUAUAAGUAUAUCGCGUAAUAUUUUUUGUAUUGCAUUCAAAAAGCAUAAUGUAUUAAAAAAAAUAAUCAGUCUAUGACAAAAAAUAAUGCAUAUGUGCAAUGUACUUAAAGCUUGGAAUUCAUUUUAUGAGUCCCCAAUUCUCGAGAUAUUCAGGAAUAACAAUUUGGUUUUUGUAAUAUUAAACGUAGCUUAGGCUGAUUCGCAUAAUUCUUUCACAUAAUUCUUUCUUAAGUUAUCUUGUUGCUUGCUGUUUGAUAAAACUAUACUCAAUUAAAAAUUUUUCUCUAUAUUCCUUGCACAUCGAUUGAUUG